GGAAAGCAAUUGACUUACUCAUUAUAGGAGAGACCCAUAAAGUUAAUGGUUUUAUCUAUUAAUUUAACUGCCGUUCAGUAUGUUCAAUUUGAAGUAGCAUGUGAGCGCUCCCUAACAUUACGUCGACCGUUCGGUGCGUUGGAAAAAUCUCUAGCUAGAAUCAGCGUCGCAGCGCCACGGUUCGGUCGCCGAAACUAAACGUACGUCACGCUUGCGCGACUGCUGCCAUCUAGCGGCAGUGAUGACGUAACUCGCUGCUUCGCACCUGCCUGCUUCACACAUUUCUCUAUCGCGCUCGCACCAGUGGCACGUAAAAAUAACCUCAAAACCCUGAUCGCGGACGACCAAUCGCAUAAAUAUUGUCCUUCAAUGCAAUAAUAACAGUGACGUACACUACAAUAUCAAAAAUCGCAGUGAUUACAGUGACCUUAUGGUGGAUUUAAUUAUCUAGUGCAUCAAGAUAACAGUGGAAUUGACAAAAUCAAAAGUUUCAAGAAGACAAAUGUUCGUUUUGGUGGGCUGUCAUCGGGCAGCCCCCAAAUCUAGUGCCAAUAUGUGGUGGUGUUUGAUUUUAUGUGUUUUGAACCACAAUGUAUUUGGAAUAUCUGCUUCUGACAGCAAAUAUCAACAGCAAGUAGCCGCAGUUGCUGAAGGAGCAUGUUCAUUGAAGCAGUUUCAGUGUGCAAACGGGAAAUGCAUACCUCUAGCCUGGGUGUGUGAGGGUGAGAACGACUGUGGCGACAACUCGGACGAAAAUAUUGAGGAAUGCAAAAAAGAGAGUCGAACAUGCACGUCAUCCGAAUUCCGUUGCAAGACUGGACGCUGCGUGCCCAUGUCCUGGAGAUGUGACAACGAGAAGGACUGUUCAGAUGGGUCAGAUGAAGAUCCCCUCACUUGCACCUCACAACGAAGUUGUCCCGAACACAAAUUUGUGUGCACAAGCGGACACUGCAUAUCUGCCGCGUGGCAUUGCGACUAUGAGGCAGACUGCCCCGAUGGCUCUGAUGAACACAACUGUGAAGUGGAGCCUUGCGGUCCAGAAGAGUUCACUUGUCGGAGUUCACUUGGAAAACAUGGCGAAUGUGUGCCCCUCACCUGGAUGUGCGAUGACAACCCCGACUGUUCCGAUGGAUCUGAUGAGAAAGCAUGCAACGAGACGUGUCGUUCGGACGAGUUCACAUGCGGCAACGGGAAGUGUAUACAGCAGAGAUGGGUGUGCGACGGUGACGAUGACUGCGGGGACGAUAGUGACGAGGCAAAGUGUCCGGCGAAGACCUGCCAACCUCACACACAUUUCUCUUGCGCAGACGGCCAUUGCAUCUCAGCUAGGUGGCGUUGCGAUGGCGACAUCGAUUGUCCGGAUAGCAGUGACGAGAUAGGUUGCGGAACAACACCGAAAACCACAUCGCCGUGCAUUUCCACAGAGUUCGAAUGCAAGGACAGAAUGACUUGCGUCCACAAGGCGUGGGUGUGCGAUGGUGACCGCGACUGUCCUGACGGUGGGGACGAAGCUCCUGAAAUCUGCAGGGGCAACGUGACCUGCAGGCUCGACCAGUUUCAGUGCAAGGACCAUAGCUGCAUCCCAGGAGCGCUGUAUUGCAACGGGGACAAGGAUUGUCCUGAUGGCAGCGAUGAAGUCAAUUGCACCCGACCGAAGCCGGUAUGCGACAAGAAGACCGAGUUCGACUGCGGCGGUGGCAUGUGCAUUCCUCUCUCCAAAGUAUGCGACAAAAAGCCUGACUGCCCCAACUUCGAAGAUGAGCCCAGGGACAAAUGCGGGGAGAAUGAAUGUGCCAAGAACAACGGCGGGUGUACUCAGCUCUGCGUCGAUACUCCUGUCGGUUAUUACUGCGACUGCGAGAAAGGCUACAAACUGGUGGAUAACAGAACUUGUGAAGAUGUAGACGAGUGUGCCGACCCCGGGGCCUGUUCUCAAAUGUGCAUCAACGAAAAGGGCACCUUCAAAUGCGAAUGCCACGCCGGCUACGCCCGUGACCCUCGUGACAGGACCAGGUGCAAAGCAACCGAAGGCCACCCAUCCCUACUAUUUGCACGAAGAUUUGACAUCAGAAAGAUCAGUCUAGAUCAUCACGAGAUGGUUGCUAUAGUCAACGACACGAAAUCUGCAACAGCCCUCGAUUACGUAUUCAGGACAGGGAUGAUAUUUUGGAGUGAUGUCAGUGACGAAAUAAUUUACAAAGCUCCGAUAGACGAAGGCAGCCAGCGGACUGUCGUCAUCGGCGACCAACUCAUAACAUCCGACGGUUUGGCCGUUGACUGGAUCUACAACCAUCUGUACUGGACGGACACUGGCAAGAACCACAUCGAAUUGUCAGAUCUUCAGGGCAACAUGAGGAAGAUCCUUAUCAGAGACCGACUGGAGGAGCCGAGGGCGAUCGCACUUAAUCCUCUUGACGGAUGGAUGUACUGGACUGACUGGGGCCAAACACCGAAGAUAGAGCGAGCUGGCAUGGACGGGUCGCACCGGCAAACAAUCGUGGCUUACGACGUCAAAUGGCCCAACGGCCUAACACUAGACCUUGUCAGGAAACGCGUGUACUGGGUGGAUGCCAAAAUGAACACCAUAUCAUCGUGCAACUACGACGGUUCAUCCCGUCGGGUUAUUCUCUACUCGACCGACGUUCUUCGCCAUCCGUUCUCCAUCACGACCUUCGAGGACUGGGUGUACUGGACCGACUGGGACAAGACUGCUGUGUACAGAGCUAACAAGUUCAAUGGAAAGGAUGUGGAAGCUAUCACUUCUACUCAUACUCUCCAAAAUCCAAUGGUGAUCCACGUAUACCAUCCAUACCGGCAACCUGACGGCGUGAAUCACUGCGCAGCCGUCAACGGUCACUGUUCCCACCUCUGCCUACCAGCUCCCAGGAUAGGACCCAAUUCACCGCGCGUCUCCUGCGCCUGUCCUAACGGGCUAAGGUUGUUACCUGACAAUCAGAUGUGCGUCGAGGACAAUGCGAUAAAACAAGAUGUGGACGUGCAAAAACCGAUUACUCCCAAAGAAAUUAUAAUAAGUGAAGAAAAACCUGUAACCAGUGUCCCAGAAACUCCAAAGACUGAUACUGGAAUCUCAAGCAGCGGGCGAGACGCAGGCGUGGUGGCUGGCAUCGUCGUUGGAGUCAUAUCUGGGGUCAUUAUAUUGGCAGCAGUGAUUGCAGUUGUUAUGUACAAACAUUACGUGAACCGCAACAUCACGUCUAUGAACUUCGACAAUCCCGUCUAUCGCAAAACAACGGAGGACCACUUCGUGCUGGAGAAGAAUGGAUACGCACCAGGCAGCAAAUUGUACCCAAGCACAGUGGGGGAAGAGGCUCGAGAACCACUCAACACUCCCAGCACAAAUGAGUUUGUAUAGUGUACAAGCCGGAAGCAAAUACACUAGUAUAUCAUUAAAUGUGAAAAGAAAAAGAAGGACAUGUGAUACUUAAAAAUAGUGAAUCAGUGAUUGGGACUUAAGCUAACAUUUUUGUAGUAAAGUCAUUAAUAGUUAGCGUAGUGCAGUGGACCGAGUGAAAGCCAUUUGAACCAAUUCCGGUUGAUGCUACAUGCCUCGCUAUGGAUCUCAAAAUUGUGAAAUUAUUCGUCUUAAGCUUCGAUUUCAUUGAUGCGACCAUAACUUAUUUUUAUUUAUAUAUAGACGACCAAAAAUCUGUUCAAAAUAAUAAUACCUACAUAUUUUUGAAAUGUACCUUUUACCUACAUUCUGUAACUCAGCACAGUUUUAUGAUUUUUUAUUUAUUAGUUAUAUUAAAGAUUAUUUUCUCUUAAACAUUUAACUAAACCUUUCCAGUCGUAUCAAUUGUCAUCGAAUUAAGUAUAACAUCUUUUAUUUUACAUGAACCUGGGAUCUUGGUUAACGCUUAUAAUAAUAUGUAUCACAUUUAGAUAGUUGGGAAGUGUACGGCUAUAAUUUUUUAGACUGUGAAUAGCAUAGAAAUUCGAAUAUUGCUUUCGAGCAAAUGCCUGGUGCAUUGUAAUUAUUUAUUAUAGGGUUUACAAUUUUUAUAUUCCAUUUUUAGUUAAGGUUAUAGAUGCUUUUUACAAAUACGUAAUGAAAUUGUGCAGCAAAAUGCAACAUUCAAGGAGAAUGAAGCUCAUAUAAUAUAGCGUACUUACGUGUGUAGUAAAAUUACGUUUCUUUUUAAACAAUUUACUGUACAUAAUGUUAUCAUUGAUAUUUAUUUAAAUUUGUGAUUCCUAAUAGGUUACGUUUAUUUAUUGGAAUAUCAAAUUUUAAUAAAAUUAGACAAAUGAUUCCAAGCUGUAAUUACGUGCCAACUGUAGUGAAAUUUAAAAUAAUUUUAUCAAAAUUUUGCAGAAUAAACCUAUGAUAGUAGACCAAUGCUCAGUCGUAUGUUUGUUGGUUCGUAUUUAUUUGAAUUAUAUGAAAUUGUUAUACAUUAGCGCAGUUAAUAUUUAUAUAAUAUUUUAUGUAAAGGUUGUGUUUACCAUCCAUAUAAUUGUGUAUUUAUUAGUAAUCAUUACUUAAUAUUUGGAACAUGACUUUGUCAAGCAAAAUCCUGCCAAAAUUCACUAAUAUAUUUACCCUGUAUAAUGUAAAUGAAUUACAUUGAAUUGAUGCACAUUUCAUUUAAUACGCCUAGCUCAAUAAGUGUGGUCACUAAAAUUAUUAUUGUGUAAAUAUUGUCAGUAAAAUAUAUGUAAAAUGUGUUAAUUUUA
Messenger RNA from Amyelois transitella, 4698 nucleotides. It is a transcript of the gene LpR1, whose product is annotated as very low-density lipoprotein receptor. The transcript has 17 exons. The record is from RefSeq and is a predicted model, not a curated record. Lineage: Eukaryota; Metazoa; Arthropoda; Insecta; Lepidoptera; Pyralidae. Gene Ontology annotation, molecular function: calcium ion binding; protein binding. The coding region runs from base 503 to 3373 and encodes 956 amino acids.